UGCCAGUCUAAAGCGGCCACACAAGCUACAACCAGACACGAGAUGGCGUCGUUUAAAUAUUUUAUUUUCGUAUUAUUACUCGCAGGCAUUGCGAUAGAAACUGAGGGCGGUCGUAUAGUGGGGGGUCAGCCGGCUCCUAUUGAAAAAUAUCCUUCUAUGGUGCAAGUAAAUGCUCUUAGCAUAUUGAACACGUGGGUAGAAUCCUGUGGGGCCAACAUUCUAACUACCAGAUACAUCCUAUCUGCCGCACAUUGCUUCAGCGGUUUCCUGUACGCGCCAUCUAGACGCCGCAUCAGAGCGGGCACAGCGGUCCAGCAUGUGGGUGGAGUAGUGGUAUACAUAGACAGGGAGUUCGUCCAUCCUACCUGGGGCCGUCUGGGUCAUGACGGUGACAUCGCUGUAGUACGGCUCCGGGGCUCACUAGUCUACUCCCCUGUCAUCCAGCAGGCUACCAUCGUCUCCCAGGGCUUCAAAAUACCGGACAACGUGGCCGUAGUAAAUGCCGGCUGGGGCGCUAUUAGGCACUACGACGUUUCAUCUGAGAUCCUGUUAGAUACAACAGUUUACACCGUCAACAAUGAGGAGUGCGCCGAAAUAUACCGGAACGGACCACGACCUACCCAGGAUAUCGUCACCGACAACAUGAUCUGUGUUAAUGUUCCCGGCGGCGGCAAUGGCACUUGUCAGGGAGAUUCCGGCGGUCCGUUGUACUAUGGACAAAUUGUGGUCGGGAUAGUUUCGUGGGCUGAACGAUGCGCCAACGAGACCUUCCCUGGGGUCAACACCGCAGUCUCCUCCUACACUGAUUGGAUUGUACAGACAGCUGUUUGAGUAUUUCUACUAAAAAAUAAAUUGAAUUAUUCUUAGA
Messenger RNA from Papilio polytes (common Mormon), 868 nucleotides. RefSeq names its product trypsin, alkaline C-like. Gene Ontology annotation, biological process: proteolysis. Gene Ontology annotation, molecular function: serine-type endopeptidase activity. The transcript has 5 exons. Bases 43 to 831 code for a protein of 262 amino acids. The record is from RefSeq and is a predicted model, not a curated record. NCBI's taxonomy places the organism in Eukaryota, Metazoa, Arthropoda, Insecta, Lepidoptera, Papilionidae.